Messenger RNA from Nematostella vectensis (starlet sea anemone), 5511 nucleotides. RefSeq names its product sodium/calcium exchanger 2. Gene Ontology annotation, cellular component: membrane. Gene Ontology annotation, molecular function: calcium:sodium antiporter activity. Bases 821 to 3691 code for a protein of 956 amino acids. NCBI's taxonomy places the organism in Eukaryota, Metazoa, Cnidaria, Anthozoa, Actiniaria, Edwardsiidae. The transcript is spliced from 21 exons. The record is from RefSeq and is a predicted model, not a curated record. Gene Ontology annotation, biological process: calcium ion transport; cell communication; transmembrane transport.
ACAAAGCCGUUCAAUCAGAGGGAGACGAUCAAAGUGAUAGUCGCUUUUCGCUACAAAACACAACUGAUCGAUCUUACUGGAUGGCAAGUGCCUACAUGGACGUCACGCUUUUGUUGUGGUUAUUGGUGUCACGCUGUUUUCUGUCGCUUGGAUCAUAGUUGUACCUUAGGGCAAUAAUUUUUUCUCGAAGCUAAACCUCGAGUCGUCUUGGGAAAAUGUAAACGUUUUUAGGCAAAAAUGUACUCUUUAAAUCGAACAGAAUCGUGGAUGGGAGAAAACAUGUCCAGCUAUCGACUUCACGUUGGUGUAUUCUUGAGACCCCACUUGUUCUUUGUGAGUUUCAAUGAGUUUGAUUUUGCUAAUCGAUGUCAAUAAUAACUUACUUCUUCGCCGUCAGAAUACUUGUCAAAGACUAAGAGGUUGAUUGCGUAAUUUACAAACAACGCUCAGACGGAGAUUUGACUGGCUGCCUCACCCUACCAGCUUAAACCUGAAAAAAGGAUUCUGCGAGAGUCUCUUUGCCGAGUUGGAUAACACCGCGAAUAAGCCGAUGCAAUACGUUGACCAGAAAGACAAGACUUUGCAUAUGUAAAUUAUUACCGAGACGACUUGGCCGCGACUUCCACAUAUUGAAUCAAAGUUCAGCUUCCUGGCUUUGAAGUUAUGGCCCGAGAUGAUCCAUUGCUCGGAUCUGUAGAAUCUACAUUUAUCUAGCGUCGGUUGAAUCUACACAAGCUACGGCAAACGUGCGAGAUUUCAAUCAAUUUGCACAUUAGCAGUUCCAAUUGUCAAGUACACUGUUAUUCAUAGCACUACCAUCAUGGCUUACAGGACAAAUUUCAGUCGUGGUUAUGUCGUCGAAUAUAGUCCACCCUGCUUCGAAAGUUGGCUUCUUCUACCGGCAGAAAACCUUUGGAACGAUGGCAUUCGUGGAUUUCUUUACAUUUUAGGGAUGCUCUACUUGUUCCUGGGCAUCGCCAUAGUAGCCGACAUAUUCAUGAGUUGUAUCGAAGUUAUCACAAGUAAAAAGAGAAAAGUGACUCGUUAUGACCACGAGAAAGGCGAAAGUGUCGAGAUCGAAGUCUUCGUUUGGAACGAGACCGUAGCAAACUUGACUCUUAUGGCGCUUGGGUCGUCUGCGCCGGAGAUUCUACUCGCCGUUGUUGAAACGGGACAAGAGCUUGCGCUAGGACAGACCACUGCAACAGACGGUCUAGGGACCUUUACAAUCGUCGGUUCCGCUUCGUUCAACCUCCUUUUGAUCACUGCCGUUUGCGUUGUGAGCGUACCUAACGGUACAGUGAAACGAAUCCGCGAGUUUGGAGUAUUUGUCGUUACGGCGGUGUGGUCAAUGUUUGCAUACGUCUGGAUGUUGUUCGUGAUACAGUGGAACAGUCCUGAAGUCAUUGAGCUUUGGGAGGCCUUUAUGACCUUAGCUUUUUUCCCCCUACUCGUGCUGACAGCCUGGUGUACGGACCAUGGGUGGUGGUGUAGAAACAGAGGCAAGAUCCUAAGCGUGGAUCCACCCCAGGGUUCAAAGGCUGAUUUACAAGACAACUCGUUACUCACUGUUCGCGUAUUAGGGUUUACGGAUGCACCUUCGAGUCACGCCAUGAUCCACCGGUCAAUGGAGCUGCGAGCCCUCGAACAGCACAGGGGCAGUGUAAGCGAAAAGGACUUGAGAAACCUGACGAAAAGUAGAGACAAGCUCAGGGACGUAGUUACGUUAUGGCGUGGACAGAAGCCUGACGAGAACUCCAACCAGACCGCUGAACACGUAGUGCUGGCGCUGCAACACUUGAAACAGUCGCAGGCGCAACCACAGAAUGCGGCCACCACGCGACUCAGGUUUCGUCACGCGGCCCUACGCAGUGUCACGCGGAGUAAAAAAUUGAUCAAAAUUAACGAAGGCGAGGACGUGGAAGGUCAAAAGGCGCUGAAUGUCUUGACACGCUCUUUCGUUGGCUCACGUCUGCUGAAUGCACCCGAUGAUAACUUGAACAGAUUUGUUUUCGGGACGUCAUCGUAUUCUGUGUUAAAGAGCGCCAAGCACAUAGACUUGGAAAUAAUUCUCCUACAAAACAACAACAACAAUAAAAAAUCCCAAGGACUGGUAUCAGCUCUACCCGCUCCUUACGACCCGGUCACGCCCAUAGAUGACGCCAGAUUCGGAAAACUCAAUGUGCCCACCAUGACCCCUGUAAACGAGACUAACGGUGCUAUUCCAGUCCAUAAGAGCAAAGAAAUGAUCUACGCUCACAAUGACUCGAUAGCUGACACAAUAAGUGAGAACAGCUUUGAAGAUGGCGUGACACCAUCGUCCCCAGGCUCCUCGCAGCGCUUCAGUGUGGACUACGAGACACAUGACGGGAGCGCCAAGAAUGGCAAAGAGUACCAGACAGUCAAGGGAACCAUGGCAUUCCGCGCAGGUAUCAACAAGCACAUCCUUAGAAUUCCCAUCCUGCCCUGCGAGGACUUCUCCAAAAACAAAGACUUCUACGUGUUGCUGAAGAACCCCUCCCCUGAGGGGAUUACAGACCUCGGCGAACCUAAUCUCACCCGUAUUACCAUCAUCGAUGACGAUAUGCCGGGGGAGUUCUCGUUCGAGCAGGCCAGCUACCACGCUAAUUUCGUGACGGGGGAGGCAACGUGCACCGUCGUACGGCGAAAAGGAUGUGAUGGGACUGUUACGCUCAAGUAUCACACCAUGAAUGGGACGGCGAAAGGCGGUACCAAGAACGAACUUGAGGCAAAGACGUGUGACUAUGAGCAAGUGACCGACGGUCUGUUGACAUUUCAUCACGGCGAAAUGUCCAAACAUAUCACGGUCAAAAUCAACACCGAGACACAGGAUACAAACUUCGUUGUUCUGUUACAUGACCCAAGUACUGGCGCUCGUAUAGGAAAUAGAACUGCGACAGUGGUUCACAUCUCAAGUGAUGUGGACGAUAUCGUGGACAGAGUGGCUAACAUCAUCACAUCUCAGGACGAACAAAGCUUGUCGAAAACAUGGCGAUCCCAGUUUGAGGAUGCGAUGAUUAUACAAGGUGACGAAGACAAGGAUGGAAAUGAGCUGCCUUUGAACUCGAUAGAUUUUAUCAUGCAUUUUCUUACGUUCUUUUGGAAAGUUCUAUUCGCAUUUAUUCCACCGAGACCAUUACUCGGCGGAUGGCCGGCGUUUGUGGUUUCACUUCUUUUUAUUGCCGCUCUCACAGCAGUCAUAGAGCAGCUCGGAAAGCUGCUAGGCUGUGUGGUGGACCUCAGAAACAGUGUUACGGGGAUCACCAUCAUCGCCAUUGGCACUAGUCUGCCAGACACCAUGGCUAGCCGCUCAGCGGCGUUACAAGAUACCGGCGCUGAUGCUGCUAUUGGCAACAUCACUGGUAGCAAUAGUGUCAACGUGUUCCUUGGUCUUGGGUUGCCAUGGGUGAUGAGUACUUGUUAUCACGCCGCCCGUGGUACUGUGUACAAGGUGUCCAGCGGUAAUCUGGCUUUUUCUGUCUUGGUCUUCGCAUUGUGCGGUGGUGUUUGUCUCUUCUUGCUGGUUCUAAGAAGAUAUCUGUACAAAGGUGAACUCGGAGGACCGACAUUAUCGAAAUGGAUGACGGGAUUGCUGCUUCUGUUCCUUUGGUUUAUCUACGUCGUGUUAUCCAGUCUCAUGGCCUACGGCCACAUAUCAGGGAGUCUAUGACGUCACUUCCGCUUCUACCUUCAAUGACGUCUCCCUUAUACGUCACUUAAGCUAUGUCGUCACGUCUUGGAGCCGAGAGGCCAAUAAGAUGGCAAGCAAUUCAUCUAAAGACACGCCAAUCGAUGAUGACAUCACUCAAGGAACGAUGUAAUGUGUGACGUCAUUUUGAGAAAACCAGAGUAAGCUUUUGUGGCAAGAUACUUUAUUUAUGAAGUUAUUUAAAAAAUUGAAAGGUCGUUUAAAGCAAGUGCUUAGAAACCUAACUGCAUGUGGUUUUAAAUGAAAAAUCCUCUUCGAGUGGUAUGAUUCGUUGGUAUCAACAAUAGACAGUGAGUCCACUUGUAGAGGAGACCGCACAAGUUUAUAGUGUGAAAACAAGAACAACCCUUGUAAAUAAUAUGAAUAUGUCUCGCUUAAAGAGCCGUUGUCAGCCACACCUUUGUUAUUGUUUUUAUUUAAUACUGCAAGGCGCCUAGCGCCUAAUUGAAAGCUCGAAAUAGUUAUCCGAAAACGAAGUUUAAUACUUUAUUUACCAAAUUCAAUCGGAAAUACCGCAUUGGCUUCGCUAAAUCAGCCGAUGGAAAUGUAUGCUAUUCCACACUUGGUACUUUGCUAGGAUGACAAAAUGGCGGCUAACAGAGGCUUUUUAAGGGGGACUGGGCAUAGGUUCACGUAUUGAGAAAAUUGUGGGAUCGCUUGGUGGACAAGGUAGAUACCUUUGUUAUGUUCCGAUCCCACAAUCCCUUUCUGGAUUCUCAAAUCAUUUCUCACACUUAUUUUGCAAUCAUAGAUAUAUCUUAUUACAGGAAGUUAACGCCAAACUUUAUUGUUACAAAUCGUAGUAACUGGUGUUUAUUUGGCUAGCCCCCGAUUCGUGUUUAUUAUAUUCACCUUUCCUAGUAUUUCCCACAAGUCUUUGCGCGCUUGAAACUGAUUUCAGGUGUCAAAAUUGUUAACAAGAUGUCAAAGUUUGUUUCUAUCCUCGGUUUCACGCGCGCAACGCGAAGAUUUGUGGGAAGGUGUGGGGAAGGUGGAUUGGCAUCAAUACACGUCAAUCAUGGGCGUUAAUUUCGUGUAGUAAAGAAAUCAUUAUUUGGCAUUCAUUCUCCAUUGAAUUUUUGCUGUAGCAAGAAUCACCAAUUUUUCAUUUUCCACACAUUUUUUUUAGAAUGACCAAAACAUUAAAAUCAGAUGGGUUUCCAAAUAGUGUCUGCACAAUUGACGUAAAACCCACAAGAUAAAAAAAAAAAAAACAUUUUGUAAUAAAUAAAAAAAGUAUUUCACAAAAGUACUAUACAUUCGGUUCUAUUACCAGCCAACGUCAGGCGGUUAUAAAGUCCUCCGCCCGUACCGCGGGCUCACGGAAACGGCUUGUAAUCGAACCUAGGGUACAUAUAGAGGUGACAGACACUAAAUACUUAUGUAGAACGGAAUAAAACUUCAUCCGGUGAUGUCUAAAUAUUAGUGAGAUAUCGGGGCACAACGCAUCCCUGGCCUUGCUUGCAACUAACAGUUUAACUGUAUAACCAGCAGCAGCAUAUAUUUAACCAGCCUAGUUCUAUGUGCCCCUACCCGACGUUUUGUGACGUCAUAGGGUGAACUCCUAUAAGAACACCUGGCAUUAGGCUGGGUUUAUAACAUUGAACCUCGAUUCUCGAGGCUUGGGUGAAAACCACGUGUUUUUUUAUUAGCACUGUUUCCUAUAUUUAAUAGAGCAUUUUUGCUCGGGAUGUAAAUACUAAAAUUUUAAUUUCAAGAUUGGAAAUAGAGUGAAAUAUUUAAUAUAUUGAAUAAAGCGAAGGAGCUUGGUGUACCUCAAA